AAGUAAGAAAUGUAAACAAAUGAUGGCGGGAGAUGGACGGGAGUAUAGAAUUUAUUAAACUUUUACCAAUUGUACAUGCGUUUUGUGUAUGAUGUGUGUUAUAAUGGUACAGUAUGGAUCAGCUGAUAUUUCUCCCAGUCCAAAACCUGCGAUUUAAAGAUCUGUAUGACUGGUCUAUACCUGUAGAAAGGUGCAAAUCAAACAAGGUAAUUUUGACCCCGCCAGCUUCGCCGAGGAAGAAUGGUGUGGUUAUUCCACACAAAGAAAAAGAACAUGGGACUUUGACACAAGCCAAUGAGCAGGAUUUAGCAUUAUUUCGUUACAAGACCAGAGUUUAUGCUGUGAGAGAGGAGUGUCCUCAUGCAGGAGGUCCUCUUCACUUGGGUGAUAUAGAAGAGCUUGGGGAUGAAACACUGGUUGUAAAAUGUCCCUGGCAUGGAUGGAAGAUUGACCUUGAAUCAGGAUGUGUCAAGUUCCCAAAAGGUCAUGACCUUCAGUCAACUGUGGUUUAUCCUGUAAAGGUCACAGAUGAUGGUCAACUGUACAUAGGCUUUGACAGUCUGUAUGGAGGUUAUUUUAGAGCGGAGGAUUGUGAUUUUUAAUUUAUUUUAUUAAUGCUAAAUACAUUUUGUGUUAGAUUUGUAUGGACUAUAUUUGCACAAUUGUUAUCCUUACCAGUAUUGUAAUUUUUAUUUUAAUUUGUUUUUUUUGGUUUUUGUGGCUGAGAUAUUUAUAAGUCAGGGAAAUUUGUAGAUUUAAGAAGCUUAAGUGAUAAAUUACUAUGAAAAUGGCGAGUUAAAGUAUUUUUUGUUGGAAAAAAAUGGCGAGUUAAAGAUAAAUUAUUCUGAAUAUUUUUUGUUGAAGAAAAAUGGCGAGUUAAAGGUGAAUCAUUAUGAAUAUUUUUUGUUGGAGAAAAUGGCGAGUUUAAGAUAAAUUAUUCAGAAUAUUUUUUGUUGAAGAAAAAUGGCGAGUUAAAGAUGAAUUAUUCUGAACAUUUUUUGUUGAAAAAAUGGCAAGUUAAAGAUAAAUUAUUCAGAAUAUUUUUUGUUGAAGAAAAAUGGCGAGUUAAAGGUGAAUCAUUAUGAAUAUUUUUUUUUGUUGGAAAAAAUGGUGAGUUAAAGAUGAAUUAUUCUGAAUAUUUUUUGUUGGAGAAAAUGGCGAGUUUAAGAUAAAUUAUUCAGAAUAUUUUUUGUUGAAGAAAAAUGGCGAGUUAAAGAUGAAUUAUUCUGAACAUUUUUUGUUGAAAAAAUGGCAAGUUAAAGAUAAAUUAUUCAGAAUAUUUUUUGUUGAAGAAAAAUGGCGAGUUAAAGGUGAAUCAUUAUGAAUAUUUUUUUUGUUGGAAAAAAUGGUGAGUUAAAGAUGAAUUAUUCUGAAUAUUUUUUGUUGGAGAAAAUGGCGAGUUUAAGAUAAAUUAUUCAGAAUAUUUUUUGUUGAAGAAAAAUGGCGAGUUAAAGAUGAAUUAUUCUGAACAUUUUUUGUUGAAAAAAUGGCAAGUUAAAGAUAAAUUAUUCAGAAUAUUUUUUGUUGAAGAAAAAUGGCGAGUUAAAGGUGAAUCAUUAUGAAUAUUUUUUUUUGUUGGAAAAAAAAUGGUGAGUUAAAGAUGAAUUAUUCUGAAUAUUUUUUGUUGGAAAAAAUGGCGAGUUUAAGAUGAAUUAUUCUUAAUAUUUUUUGUUUGAAAAAAAUGGCGAGUUAAAGAUGAAUUAUUCUGAACAUUUUUUGUUGAAAAAAUGGCGAGUUAAAGAUGAAUUAUUCUGAACAUUUUUUGUUGAAAAAAUGGCAAGUUAAAGAUAAAUUAUUCAGAAUAUUUUUUGUUGAAGAAAAAUGGCGAGUUAAAGGUGAAUCAUUAUGAAUAUUUUUUUUGUUGGAAAAAAAAUGGUGAGUUAAAGAUGAAUUAUUCUGAAUAUUUUUUGUUGGAAAAAAUGGCGAGUUUAAGAUGAAUUAUUCUUAAUAUUUUUUGUUUGAAAAAAAUGGCGAGUUAAAGAUGAAUUAUUCUGAACAUUUUUUGUUGAAAAAAUGGCGAGUUAAAGAUGAAUUAUUCUGAACAUUUUUUGUUGAAAAAAUGGCAAGUUAAAGAUAAAUUAUUCAGAAUAUUUUUUGUUGAAGAAAAAUGGCGAGUUAAAGAUGAAUUAUUCUGAACAUUUUUUGUUGAAAAAAUGGCAAGUUAAAGAUGAAUUAUUCAAAAUAUAUUUUUUGUUGCAGAAAAAUGGCGAGUUAAAGGUGAAUCAUUAUGAAUAUUUUUUUUUUGUUGGAAAAAAAAUGGUGAGUUAAAGAUGAAUUAUUCUGAAUAUUUUUUGUUGGAGAAAAUGGCGAGUUUAAGAUGAAUUAUUCUGAAUAUUUUUUGUUGGAAAAAAUGGCGAGUUUAAGAUGAAUUAUUCUUAAUAUUUUUUGUUUGAAAAAAAUGGCGAGUUAAAGGUGAAUCAUUAUGAAUAAUAUUUUUUGUUGGAAAAAAAUGGCGAGUUAAAGAUGAAUUAUUCUGAACAUUUUUUGUUGAAAAAAUGGCGAGUUAAAGAUAAAUUAUUCAGAAUACUUUUUGUUGAAGAAAACUGGCGAGUUAAAGGUGAAUCAUUAUGAAUAUUUUUUUUUGUUGGAAAAAAAUGGUGAGUUAAAGAUAAAUUAUUCUGAAUAUUUUUUGUUGGAAAAAAAUGGCAAAUUAAAGAUGAAUUAUUCUGAAUAUUUUUUGUUGGAAAAAAUGGCGAGUUAAAGGUAAAUUAUUAUGAAUAUUUUUUGUUGAAAAAAAUGGCGAGUAAAAGGUAAAUUAUUAUGAAUAUUUUUUGUUGAAGAAAAAUGGCAAGUUAAAGAUGAAUCAUUAUGAAUAUUUUUUUUGUUGGAAAAAAUAGUGAGUUAAAGUGAAUUAUUAUGCACAUUUUUUGUUGGAAAAAAAUGGUGAGUUAAAUAUCAAUUAUUAUGACUAUUUUCUAUAGGAAAAAAAUGGCGAGUUAAAGGUAAAUUAUUAUGACUAUUUUUUACAGGAAAAAGGUGCCAGUUUAAAAUAAAUUAUCAUGAAUAUUUUUUAUAGGAAAAAGAGUGGUUAGUUUGUGAUGUAGCUAUAGUAUACACUUACUGAAUUCUUGCCAGUUAAUAGUCAAAACUGUUGCCCAAGGUCUGAAAGCCCAAGGGCCAAAAGUUUUGAUUAUUAAACAACAAGCUAUUCAGUAAGUGUUUAUUACAUGACAUUACUGUUUUAUUUUUUAAUUUUUGAUUUUAUUAUGUUGAAUACAACCUGGUCAUGAAGCACAAACUUUGUACCGGAAAUUUAUAUAAGGAAUUAUGUAACCAUACUUAUACUUGUAUGUAUGUUUAUGUAAAUUUUUGUUAAGGUUUUGGGUUGUUGUGUUUCAGCUGUCUUAGAUUUUAGCGAUUCUUUAUACUUUUCUAUAAUUUUUAAUGCUUUUCAAAUAGAAUUGAAAGAUAUUUUAUCUAUAUAUCUUAAAUAGGACAGCAAAACAGGCCUUUAAAGGUGAUGAGUGUAAGGUGAAUGAUGCUUGUAAUUUCCUUGUAGCUUACCUGAUGAUUUUACAAAUUAUUUAAUGUAUAAUCAAAGCUUCCUGACCUUUUAUGGCCCAGAUGUCAAAUACCUGGAGGUAUGUGUUUGAACUGUCCAUUGUUCUGUCUGUCACACUUUCUUUUGUACUAAACUUCUGCAGUUUUCAUCCUACUCUAAUGAAGUAUACAUCAGCAUGAAGGAUUUCUCUCUCUGUGAUUUGGGGGCUUUAUCUCACCCUGUCCCUCUGGUCAGGUACUAGUAGAGGAUGAAUUUCGCUCCCUGUGUGGCUGGGUUUGUGCUAUGUAAAGCGCCUUUGAACGUGUUUAUCAUGAAAAGGGCACUAUAUAAAUCUGGUAUGAUAAUAAUGAAGUGAACAUAUGGGUCUUGUCAGGAUUCCAUGUCUGAAUGUAAAGACAGUCCAGAUACGCACCUAUUCUUGGCUCUACAAUAUUGCAGCUGCAUUUAUCCCUUGUGUACUCAACUCACCCUACAGUUUUCAUCCAGUUCAAUUGAAACAUCAGCAUCAAGUGAAUAUGCACAUUUUCCUGCAUUUAAUCUUAUAGUCAGCCCCUUUCUGACUGUGUUUUAUUGUAGGAAGCAUUAUCAGGGGUCAUGUGUCAGUGUUAACAUUAUUCUUGAUGUUGAAAAAUAUUUUAGAUUUUAAUUCACAACAGACAGUUUCUACAGUUCUAAUUUUUACAAAGAUGCACCUUUUAUCUUCAGUUAACUUUGUGCAGAUAUCUUAUGCAGCAGUAACUUAUCAUUUCAUGAGAAUUUUACUAAUAUUCACCUGUAUGUACAGACCAAAUUUCAAUAAUAAUCUCUGUAUAUGUUUGUAGUUGUGAUAAUUUUUGAGUUUGAAUUUUUCUUGACUCACAAAUAGUCAUGUGACUUGAUACAAAGAGAAACUGAUGCUUCGUAGAGGAAAAAAUAGAUUUAUUUUUGUCGAACAGGGUUUAAUUUACACAUUGAUAUUUCUAGAUAAAUUUUCUAUUUAACAGAUUAUUAUUAAACUUUUACAUGUUAUUAGUGAUAUUUUUACAGUUAUUAGAAGCUAAUUGGUCAAUGAAAAGGUAAAAAUUUGUUGAUAGUUUCUAUUAUUGAUAUUAUUUUGUUCUUUAAAAUUAAUGAUAUAAAUCAGUUAAGAAUUGCUUUAAAAUACAAUAAUGGAGUAAUUAUUUUUUGGAGUGUUCAAAAGUUACAGAUAUUUAAAUUGUCUAGUCAAUAAGUUGUUGGUAUUAUAAAAAUUCAUGUUGUUUGAAAAGAUAUUGUUGAACUUGUACAAAUGGAUUAUAAUGACAUAAGGGAAGGGACUUCAUUAGAGUGAAAUAACAAAUGUAGUUUAACUUUAAGGGAGAUAAAGCAGUGUAGACCAAAAACUAGUAGUGUUAUUAGCCGGUAGAUCUCCCCUGUUGUUUUAGGGGUCAGUAGCCAAAGGUCAAGACUACAGUGACCUUGAGACUGGAAACAGUUUUCAGUCAGUAAGUGUAGAAUACAGUGUAGUUAGUAGAAAGGUCAGUUAUUUUGGGGGUCAGUAGAUGAGCCACCCAGGGCCAGUUGGGCCUCUUGUUAAUUGUAAAAUUUUUGUUGCCCUUGGGGGCUUACAGUUGAAAAAGUUCUGGUUGUUGGCUGAUAAAGUUUGGAGCAGUUCUAUUUACCAAUUUAUGUAACAAUACUGAUUAAGUUUGAAUUACCUCAAAAAAUAAGUGUCUAAAAUGUUACAACUUAGGGCAAACUUUUAUAGUGGAUCUGUUAAGCAUUAUCUUUAUUAUGUAUAGGGCAGAUAUAUGAAAAAUCAAAAAUUUGAAAUUCAGAAAAUAGGUAGAGCUAUUGCAUUUGGCCAUUCAGAGGGGUCCGCAUAUGUCUGAGUUUUGAUUUGAUUUGAUUCAGUUCUUGUAACCAUGACAUACUAUGAUGAUCUGACUUGCAACUGCACUGGUUCCAUAACCAUAUUUUCCAACUUCACAAAGUUGUGUCCCUGUUUUGACAGCAAUUUUUGGUAAAGUUUUUGUACGUAAGCUGGGUCUCUUCAGCUACCACUUGUGGGAAUGGAUUGGAACAUCCUACACUUGUUCUCUCAAUCUGUGAUGGUCUGACAUGCAGUACAAAGGUUUGGUAACUCUUAGCAAUUUAUGAUUGAAUUUUUCUGUGUUAGCUGAUACCUCAGUAGUCACUGGAAGGAAUGAAUUGAAACUUAACACUCUUGUUACCUGUGAUGUGCACUACACUGGUUCCAUAACUCGUGCAUUGCAACUGCAUUUUGCUUUUUCAAAGUUCAGUGUGCAGGCUGAUCUUAGUCUGCACUGUUCGCUAUUCAGUCAAUAAAUUUUCAGUGAACACCCCUUUGAAUAAUAAAUGGUAUUGUCCAAAUGGAAUGAUGGAUCAGUCCAUUUUAGAAAUUCAAGCUAAAGGUCAAUUUAAUGUAAAUGUAUAUGAUGGUCAUUGUAGUUUUAGUUUGCUGAAAAGUAUAUGUUAUUAGAUUAGCCAAUGUUAUUGGGUGGUGGGCAUCAAACUCACCAUGUUCGCUUAUGUUGAGGGUUUGGCUACAAAUUUGUCCUGUCCACUAGUAUUUGGGAUGGGCUUCAAACCCAUCAUGUCUGUUCAUGGGUUGUGGGAGUCAAACACUUCAUGUCUGCUUAUCUUAGGUUGUGGAUGUCAAACCAUUCAUGUCCACUUAUGUUGGGUGGUGGGUAUGACACUUAAGUCUGCUCAUGAUUGGUUGUGGGUGUGAAAUUUGUCAUCUUCACCUAUAGCAAGCUUAUAUCAAUACCAAGGCUGGGAUGGCAUAUAGAGUCAUUGGGUCAAGGUCAUUCAGAUUUAAAGACGGAAAAAAAAAGUGCCUUCUCAAUACCUUGACCUUUGAUUGAUAUAUUUAGAUGAAACUUGGUCUAGAGGUAGCUUAUAUUGAGAACAACGUGAAGAUUGCAUAUUAGUUAUGUUAGGUCAAGGUCAGUGUUACGAAAGAUAGAGAAACAAUGUUUCCUCAGUUACUAAAGUUAGGUAUAAGAAAAGAAAAUCAGUAACACUUGAGUCUGUAGGAAGUUUAUAUGAAUACCAUUGUUAGGCCUGUUGGUGCAAGGUGAGACAACUUUUACUUUAACCUUUAGCCUGCUGGCGGCAAGUGUUUCUGUCUUUGAAACCAGUGCAGACCAAGAUCAGCCUGCACAUUUGUUCACUCUGUUCACUAUUCAGUCAGUAAAUAUUCAGUGAACACCCCUUACAAAAAUAAAUGGUAUUGCCUAAAUUGAAUGAUGGACCAGUCCAUUUUAGAAAUUUAGCAGGCUGAAGGUUAAAGGAAAAGAAUAAAAUUAAUCAAAUUACACUAACAUUUACUUAAAUAUUUAUUGCAAAGGAUGUCAUUAGGUCUAAAUCACUUUUUUAAAAGUAGAAAAAGUUUGUUUGCCACUAGUUUUGGAAAAGAGUCAUCAGGAAGUAGAGGUUUUUUUCUUCUUUUAAAUGGUUUUGCGGAUUUUCAUAGAAUUCUCACUUUUCUUGUUUUAUAGUUUUAUAGGGCAAAUAUGUUAUUUUUAAAAUCAUGUAUAAACAAAUUGUCAGACGAGUUGCAGUUCUGUACUAUUUUAGGGCAAAAUUAAUGUGUUCAAGUUUGAAAAAAAGUUAAUUGUGUCAUUUUAACUCUAUACAUUGGAUAUUUUUGUUAAAAGUUACAGAAUACAUUUUUUAUGAGCAGCUCCUAUUUUAUUGUUACUUUAUUUUGUACUGUUUCUUUUAGGGCAAUCAUUUUAAAACAGAAAACAUUAUAAUUUUCUAUUAAAUAUUCAAGAUACCA
This is a messenger RNA of Mercenaria mercenaria, 7271 nucleotides long. RefSeq names its product cholesterol 7-desaturase nvd 1-like. Bases 114 to 602 code for a protein of 162 amino acids. Lineage: Eukaryota; Metazoa; Mollusca; Bivalvia; Venerida; Veneridae. Gene Ontology annotation, molecular function: 2 iron, 2 sulfur cluster binding. The transcript has 3 exons. The record is from RefSeq and is a predicted model, not a curated record.